GCUCAGGAGAAGGGGCAAUCCUUUGUCCCCACCUUGGCAAAUUGGGAGUGGGGGGGUGGGGAUCGGAAGUGUGUGGAGUAGUCAGAAGGAGGUGGUCGGGGUUGGGAGAUUUAGGCUAGGCUUGAGGGCGGUGUGCGUUUUAGGGUCGCCUGAGGGCGUGACUGAGGGCUGGGAAGGUUUCUUUUGGGGUGGUGAGGAGGUAGGGAUGCUAAGGAGUCCUGCUAUGGCUUUCUUGGCAGGAGGAGUCGAAGGGAAUAUGCAAGAAAGUUGACCCUGGGUAGAACGGGUGAAGGGGAGGGAGGUGGCGCGUGAGGGUCCUCUGCCUCUGAGAUCGGAGCCAGUUGGGAUGCAAAUAAGGAAGCUGGACAGAAAUUAGGCAUCUUUCGGAUUUGGGUCCGUUUCACUUUGCGUGUUCUGGGUGUAAGAACUUAAAAGCUCAGUUGACCAAGGAUACCCUGUGCCCAGGCUGAUCUCCCAGCAGCUCCCACCAUUCCAAGCUGAGGAGGGGAACUGUAGAGUGCCGUGGCCACGCAGUAGGACUUCUUUCUCCACUCCCUUCCGCGCUGCAAACCCCCUACCCCCUUCCCGGGAGCUGUGGAAAGGAAUAUUUUUGCCCUUUCCCAUGGCCACUGGAAUCUGUGGAAAUCUUUCCUCUAAUCAGAAAGCCUUGAUCCCCUUGAUCCACCAAGGAUUCUUGGCUUGGAGGCUUCCUCCUUUCUCCCAAAUCUUCCUUUUCCGUGUACUUGCCCCCCUUGGGCUCUCCUAAAACAGAACCAGGAGUUCCCAGCUCCCUCCUGUUUCUAGUUGUCUCUUCCCUGUAUUCAUGGAGACGUCAAUUCCUAGCCCCAGUUCACCUCUCCGUUCUGAGGAUCUCCUGAGUGAUUCAUCAGACCCCCCCGGGCUGAACCAAGUGUCCUCUGAGGUGACCUCCCAGCUUUACACUUCUCUGCGCCUAAGUCGUCAGGCAGAAGCCACAGCCCGAGCCCAGCUGUAUUUACCCUCCUCUACCCCACCUCCUCAUGAGGUGUUAGAGGGCUUGGCCCAAGAGCUAAGUCGCAGUUUGUCAGUUGGACUGGAGAACAACCUAAAGAAAAAGGAUGGUUCAAAGCAUAUCUUUGAGAUGGAAAGUGUCCGGGGUCAGCUCCAGAGCAUUCUCCAAACCUCACGGGAUACAACCUAUCGGGAUCUCCUUGCUCCAGGUGCUAGCUCCGAGAGAAGGGAAGACGACUCCUUUGACAGCGAGAGCACAGCCACCUUGCUCAAUACCCGGCCCUUGCAAGACUUAUCUCCAUCCAGCUCAGCCCAAGCCCUAGAGGAGUUGUUUCCCCGCUACACCAGCCUUCGGCCGGGGCCCUCACUCAAUCCUCCAGAUUUUCAGGGCCUGAGAGAUGCGUUGGAUUCCGAGCAUACCCGCCGCAAGCACUGUGAGCGCCAUAUUCAGAGCCUGCAGACCCGAGUGCUGGAGCUACAGCAGCAGUUAGCUGUGGCUGUGGCUGCCGACCGCAAGAAAGACAUCAUGAUUGAACAGCUGGACAAGACCCUGGCCCGUGUGGUGGAGGGCUGGAACCGGCACGAGGCUGAGCGGACAGAGGUGCUUCGGGGCCUUCAGGAGGAACGCCAGGCAGCCGAACUCACCCGAAGCAAGCAGCAGGAGACAGUGACCCGCCUGGAGCAAAGCCUUUCUGAGGCCAUACAGGCUCUGAACCUUGAGCAGGAAGGCACCAGACAGCAGCAACGGGAAAGGGAGACAUUGGAAGAGGAAAGGCAGGCUCUGACCCUGAGCUUAGAGCUGGAACAGCAGCGAUGCCAGACCCUGGAGGAAGAACGAGAUGAGGCUCGAGCUGGGCGACUCAGUGAGCAUCGACAGUUGGAGGCACUGCAGGCUGCUUUAGAAGAAGAACGGCAGACCUGGGCCCAGCAAGAGCACCAGCUGAAGGAACGCUGCCAGGCGUUGCAGGAGGAGAGCCAGGCUCAGCUGGAAAGGGAGAAGGGGAAUGCCCAGAGAGAGGCCCAAGCAUCCCGGGAGGCCCAGCAGCAGUUGGCAUUGGUGCAGUCUGAGUUGCGACGGCUGGAAGGAGAGUUGGAUACAGCACGGAGGGAGAGAGAUUCUUUGCAGCUGGAAAUGAGCUUGGUGCAGGCCCGGUAUGAAAGCCAGCGGAUCCAGCUGGAGUCUGAGCUGGCUGUGCAGCUGGAGCAGCGGGUGACUGAGCGGCUGGCCCAGGCUCAGGAGAGCAACCUCCGGCAAACGGCCUCCCUGCGGGAACAUCAUAGGAAGCAGCUGCAGGACCUAAAUGAACAGCACCAGCAGGAGUUGGCUGCGCAGUUGGCUCAGUUCAAGGUGGAAAUGGUAGAACGAGAAGAACGGCAGCAGCAGGUGGCACAGGACUGUGAGCUCAGACUGGCCCGGGAGCAGGCACGAGUGCGGGACUUGCAGAGCGGGAACCAGCAGCUGGAGGAGCAGCGGGUGGAGCUGAUAGAACGACUCCAAGCCAUGCUGCAGGCCCACUGGGAUGAGGCAAACCAGCUGCUCAGCACCACCCUCCCGCCUCCUAACCUCCCGGCCCCUACUGCUGGCUGCUCCAUCCCUGGGCCCCAGGAACCGGAGAUGGGGGAGAGAAGGAUCUGGACAAUGCCACCUGUGGCCGUGGCCCUGAAGCCUGUACUGCAGCAGAGUCGGGAAGCAAGGGAUGAGCUGCCAGGGGUACCUGCUGAUCUCUGCAGCCCCUCCCCAGACCUUAGCCUCCUGCUGGGUCCGGGUUUUCAGAGCCAACAUUCCUUCCAGCCCCUGGAGCCAAAGCCAGAUCUUACUCCAUCCACAGCUGGGACCUUCCAUCCUGAUCACAGGGCAGAACGGCCAUUCCCUGACGAAGAUCCUGGACAUGAUGGGGACGGCUUCCUAAAGCAAGGGCUGCCACCCCCUUCUCAGCUGGAGGGCUUCAAGCAUUUCUUGCAUCAGCUGCUGGAGACAGUACCCCAGAACAGUGAGAACACCCCUGUUGAUCUGUUGCCCCCUAAAUCUGGUCCUCUGACAGCCGCGUCCUGGGAGGAAGUCCCUCAGGUGCCGCGUCUUCCACCCCCGGUCCAUAAAACUAAAGUGCCCUUAGCCAUGGCGUCUAGUCUCUUCCGGGCACCUGAGCUUCCCUCAGCUCACCCACAUGGCGGUGGUCCCAGCGGGGGCUCCCCGGAGAGAGGUGGAGAUGGGCUGCCUUCUCCCCGGCAGCUGAUGGAUUUGUCUCAACUCUUCCAACUCUGCCAGGCUCGGGGCUGGGGGGCGCUGCCCGCCGAGGAUCUGCUGCUGUGCCUGAAGAGGCCGGAACACAGCGGGGCUGAUGGCCAAGGGGACAAUGUCCCCCGAAGGAUCACAGACUCCCGCUUGGGUGAGAUCCCCCGGAAAGAGAUUCCCUCCCAGGCUGUCCCUCGCCGCCUUGCUACAGCUCCUAAGACUGAAAAACCUCAAGGAAAGAAGAAAAGUGGACACCCUGUCCCCAGUAGCCUGAGGAGUCGGGGGGGAAUCUGGAGAUAGCCUGUUGUCCUUCCUCCUCUUCUUUGUCCUCUUUUAUUAUUAUUUUAAAUAAAUGUUUGGUAAUCUGUG
This is a messenger RNA of Choloepus didactylus (southern two-toed sloth), 3592 nucleotides long. RefSeq names its product centrobin, centriole duplication and spindle assembly protein (gene CNTROB). Gene Ontology annotation, biological process: regulation of cilium assembly; mitotic cytokinetic process; centriole replication. Gene Ontology annotation, cellular component: centriole; centrosome. The transcript is spliced from 19 exons. The record is from RefSeq and is a predicted model, not a curated record. The coding region runs from base 824 to 3523 and encodes 899 amino acids. NCBI's taxonomy places the organism in Eukaryota, Metazoa, Chordata, Mammalia, Pilosa, Megalonychidae.